AAACGUAUGCGGAAGAAGGUCACUGGGACACAGGAGGUGGAGGGGAAGCCUGACGGGACACCGAGGAGGGUUUGCUGAAGAUAGCUCCUGUCUUGACUACAUCAACCCACAAUGCACUCUCUUCUUUAGAGGAAUCAGGAGCCCUGGGUGGCCCAGGGUGAAACUCAGGCCAUCAUGGCUGAAGCCGUCCAUUACAUCCACCUUCAGAACUUCAGCAAGUCUCUGCUGGAGACCCUCAACGGGCAGCGUCUGGGUGGACACUUCUGCGACGUGACGGUGCAUAUCCAGGAGGCCACGUUACGGGCCCACCGGUGCGUGCUGGCUGCCGGCAGCCCCUUCUUCCAUGACAAGCUGCUGCUGGGCUACUCAGAGAUCGAGGUGCCCCCUGUGGUGCCCAGUCAGGUGGUGCGGCAGCUGGUGGAGUUCAUGUACAGCGGCUCUCUAGUUGUAGCCCAGUCUGAAGCUCUGCAGAUCCUCACGGCCGCCUCCAUCCUGCAGAUCAAGACUGUGAUCGAUGAAUGCACCCAGAUCAUCUCCCAGAGCCGCAGCCCAAAGCCUCCGGCUGCCCCCCCAUCGGUACCUCUCUCCCUUUCCAGGGUCCUGCCUGUCAAACCCCAAGAGCAGCCCCCUAAAGAGGCUAUCGGUGGCGUCUCCCGGCCAGGGGACCUUGAGGCCGCCCACCUUGAGCCUCCCAAGCUGCUCUGUGCUUCCGAGGUGCGCUACAAGCUGCGUGACCUGCUCUCCUCCCAGCACAGGGAGGCCAAGGCAGCCGCCUGCGAGGGGGGCCUGAGCGAUGUGGAAACGGGGGCUCCUUAUCUGCACCCCGUCGAGGCAACGACCAGCUGCCACAGCCGCAAGCAGCGCCAGCCGGUGAGGCUUCAGCUCUCCGAGACCAUGCCCGUCAUCAUCAAGGAUGAGGAAGAGGGUGUCGGAGAAGGCAGGGAGGGAGCAGCGGCCGAACAAGAAGCCAAGCUGAGCUGCUUUGCGGAGUGCAGCGGGAGCAGGAACUUCCCCACUGGGUACAGUGAAGAGGCGGAGACCAAAGAUUCAGGGAGCACCAGCGGGGCUGGCCGGAAGGAGAACAUCCACUUGGACUACACCACCUCCGAGGGCCAGGAUUUCUUUGGGAACCAGGACGUGUUUUCCGAGUCCUUCAUCCCGACCUGGCAGGGGGAGGAGAGCGGCGAAGAGGCCGCCCCGUCAGCCACUCGGGACAGGGAGAAGUUCCACUCGGACUGCAGCUUGGAGGCUUCCAACCUGAGAAGCUUGGCAGGGGAGUUCAAGUCGGACAUGGGCGGCCCGUCCUCGGCGUUCCCGCCUCGCAGCAGUAGUGGCGGUGGCGGGCUGACGUUUGUCUCCUCCCUGGGCAUCCAGCGGGAGCUGAAGGCCGAGGUCAGCGGCGCCAACACGGCAACCAGCACCACAAGCAUCUUCCAGUUCCACCUCCCCCAGCCCGGUGGGGUGGCCCAGAGCUUUUAUAGCAUCCAGCAGCAGCAGGAGGCAAGCGCCAACAACAUGGUGCAGCUCAGCCCCGGCUCCAUGGUCCCUGGCACCCUGCAUGGUGGAGAACAGCAGAAUCAACAGCCCGGUCCCUCACGCUGCUCCGAGCCCUCCUACCAGUGCAGCCAUUGCCAGAAAACGUUCAGCUCCCGCAAAAACUACACCAAGCAUAUGUUCAUCCACUCUGGCGAGAAGCCCCAUCAAUGCAGCAUCUGCUGGCGCUCCUUCUCGCUGCGAGACUACCUGCUCAAGCACAUGGUGACCCACACGGGGGUGCGCGCCUUCCAGUGCUCCAUCUGCUGCAAGCGCUUCACCCAGAAGAGCUCCCUCAACGUGCACAUGCGCACUCACCGCCCCGAACGCUUCCAGUGCUGCAUUUGCAACAAGUACUUUUCCCACCGCACCCUGCUGGAGCGCCACAUGACCACCCACACCGCUUGGAAAGGCGGGCAGCCCGACACCCCAGGUGCCAUUGCUGCUGCCGCCUCCUCUGCUGACUGGAAGGACAAACCAAGCAUCACCACCACCUCCACCGAGGGGACCCUCACGGCCCCGUGGAAAACAGGAGAGCCGGCUUCCGAGAGUGCCAUCACGGCGUGGAAAGCGGGGGACCCGGUCUCCGGGGAAAGCAGCCUGGUGGCCUGGAAGGGGGAGGCCGCUGGGGAAGGGCCAGUUGCGGCUUGGAAAGGGGACCCGGUAGCGGAGGCAUCCAUACAGACUCACUCAGCCUAGGAAGCUCUGUUUGGCCACUUUACGAAGGGACCUUGGCAGCCAGCCCUCGCUGUUCAGACAGGCAGCAUCAAGGCAAGCUGUGAGCUGUUGAAUCGGGAAGGGGGCCCAGCAUCCUGUAAAUUGCAAAGGUUUCAGAUACAGGGCCAAGACUUCAGUUGUUGCAAGGCAGCCUUUUUCAGGGUCUGGGAGUAGGGCAGACAGGUCCUCCCUGGGCACCAGUGGGGUUGGGAUUGGGGGUAGGGCUGCCAGAUUGGGGAACUUGUUGAGAUUUGGAGAUGGAGGAUAGGGAGAACGAGGACUUCAGCGGGGUCCAAUGCCAUACACCCCACCUUCCAAAGCAUCUGUUUUCUCCAAGGGAAACUGAUCUCUGUAGUCUAGAGAUGAGCUCUAAUUCUGGGGGAUCCUCCAGCUUCCACCAGGAGGCUGGCAUCCGUAUCAGGGAGCAUCUCUCAUUAUUAGUGAGGUUUGUAGCCCAUCCAUACAGAGGGCAGAGACAGGAAGGUUAUCUCGUGCUGUCCUCAUGACACCCUUGUGAUGUCGGUAAAAGACAGACUUGCCAAAGACCACCCUUCGUGGUUGAGUGGGGAUUUUCAACCAAGAUCUCUCCAUACCGCACUCUGUCCAAAGUGUAGCCCUUCCUCUUUGGUGCUUGUUGUUAGAGGUGUGGCCAGGGGCAGAAGCAGGACUACAGUCAAGACGGAUCCGCAGCAGUGUUAGAGAUGGCAGUGUAAAGCACCACCUGCCUAUCUUGGCAUUUAGGAUCAGAAAUGCCUAAAAAUGAGACAAGUUUUUAAAAUGAUUCCAAGCAUAGGGGUGUUUUGCUCACAGUCUUAAAGCAGUUCCCAGUACAUAUUGUCAAAAUGGUUGUUUCCACGGAUAUGUACACACAUUUAAGUUUCGGUCGAGCCUUUCCUCUUUGCCUGUCCUUUUCUAGUAUGAAAUAAAACAGUGCGUAUGUGGAUUGCUAAACCACUGAACUGUA
Molecule: messenger RNA, 3214 nt
Organism: Heteronotia binoei (common prickly gecko)
Lineage: Eukaryota; Metazoa; Chordata; Lepidosauria; Squamata; Gekkonidae
Gene: ZBTB45
Product: zinc finger and BTB domain containing 45
Biological process (GO): regulation of cytokine production; regulation of immune system process; negative regulation of transcription by RNA polymerase II
Molecular function (GO): protein binding
Source: RefSeq, a predicted model, not a curated record